Messenger RNA from Schistosoma mattheei, 3421 nucleotides. NCBI's taxonomy places the organism in Eukaryota, Metazoa, Platyhelminthes, Trematoda, Strigeidida, Schistosomatidae. The record is from the annotation of a GenBank genome assembly.
GACAGUGGGCGCCUUUUUGACAUUUUUGGUACAUGUUGUGGAUUGUUCACGUGUGUCCGUAAUUUUGUGUUUCCAUUUUGUAGGAUGAAGCCGAUAAUUGAUUCUGAAUCGGUAAAGUUGAACAAAAAAAGCAGCCCUCAGAAUAUCAAGAAAAAACUUUUCAGACAAGAUGGUACAAACAAAAGUGACAUAAAAGUAUAUAUGCGUGUGCAUUCAAAGAAGAAACGGCAAAAGUACAUUAAAUCUACAGUCGAGGAUAAAACGACUGAAUCUGAACAAAAUACUCUUUUGACAUCUGGUCUCAAGGUGGACAGCCAGUCAGAGGAAUCUGAUCGCUUAAGAUCAAAGAAGAAAACUCGGAGGGAGAAAAAUAAAAAUGUAACAAAGCGUUUGCCCGAACAUCCUGAUUCUAUUAUGAGCAGUAAAGACCAUUGUAGCGUAAGCAGUCAGAAUUGUCUAUCUCUACUCAUCACCAACCUACCCAAACAUAUAAAUUAUUCAAUGCUCAAAGAUGCCAUACCAUCGGCUGCACGCUUGCAUCUGUUCAGGAAAUCUGGAAAGCGUUUAGCGUUUGCCAAUUUCUAUACCAUGGAUGACUAUUCAAAUGCCAUUAGUCGUUUGGAGGGACUUGAGUUUGACGGGGUCAAGCCGUUGUUUAGGCAAGUUACACGCCAUGAAAAAACUGAAAAGAAAAAACCUCAGAGUGGUGAAUUGAGGCUGACUAUUCAUAAUUUACCAUACUCUAUUACUAUAACUGAGUUAGAAGAUGAAUUUCCUACAGCCAAAUCAAUCAUAAUAAAUACGAAGAAAACUGGAGUUAAUAAAGGAUCCUGUUUACUUGAGUUUGAAUGUCAUGAUGAUCUUCAAGUUGUUCUGGAUGCUUGUCAGAAUAAAGUGAUCGGUGGUCGCCGUGUAUCUGCCUUGCCCGGUCUUCAUUUUGAAAUUAAAUCCGAAAACACUAAAGCAAAUACUAAAGAAGCCACUACAUUUGGCAUAAAAAUAUGCAAAAUGUCUACAUCAAUAGAAGAUGAUCGACUUCGACAGCAGUUUCCAUUGGGAUCCAUAAUUGAAUAUUGUUCAGUGCCUACUAGUAAUCCAUCAUGCAGAAAUGUAUUUCUCACUCUCAGGAACAAUAUAUCUAAUCAAUUAAUUGUUAAAAAACUUCGUAGAAAAGGUAUCGACCAACAUCGCCUGCACAUACAAUCAUGGUACAAAAAGGACUUCAAAUCUCAAAAAAUUGAGCUAAAACCACCAACUGACGGUAACAAAAACAAAAUUGAUGAACCGAAAUUAAAGGCGAGUGGUUCAGCUGAAAAUGGUGAAAUGACAUUUUCAGAAUCAGAUAAAAAGAAUAAAUCAAAAAAACAGAAACUUGAAAAAAUGGAUGUCUCUUUGGAGAAUACUAAACUUGUGGCUUCAGACUCAGCCAAUAAAAAGCACAAAUUGAAAAAACGGAAAUAUGAGUGCGUAGACGUAAAUAUGAUCGAUUCGCAUUCGUCCAACACUCCACAGUCUCAUAAGAAAAAGGAGUUCAAAACCAAAGAAAGGAGUCACAUCGGUGACAAUCCAAAACACAUAGUAUUCGAUCAAGGUAGGUACACAUAGUUUACUUAAAUGUGUUAAAUUACCUGCUUGCAAAAUUGAAUUUGAUUUUUAUCUGUAUCAAUAUGUGCGCUUAAAAGAUAAUCAUUUUUGUUCUGUAAAUGAACUGUUAUCACAUUGUCUCGAACAGUAUUUCGUGUAAAAUUAGAAUUUUUUGUGUUGAUAAUGAUAAUAUUACUGAGGAAUAUGCUGAUAUAAACUUGAUUAAGAAGCUGUGAGAACUACUGCACGAAAACUAGUUUUACUUAUCAUUUGACAAUAUGAAUGAGACUUUGCAACGAGCUUCUAAAGUCCCAUCAAGCUAGUAAAAAUGAUAUAUCGAAGGUAAAUCAAACAAAUAUAGGAUACCCUUUAUAGAUUACUUUCAUAACGUAUAGGUUUCUUACUUUGAGACUAUUCCUCAGUUAGUCAGUAUACAUUAUUGUCGUAGUUCAUUCAUACUGGUCCUAUUAGUUGUCUACUAUAGCUCAUUCAUCGCAGUAAAUUAAAUAGCAUUAAUUCAACUACAGUUAUAUCUAUUGUUUUUUGAAAUAAUGUGUUUACUAUUUAGUUGAACACUAGCCACAAUACAACGAAAAAAGACCUACUUUUCUUCAUUAGAUUUUGGUCUAUAAGCACUCUUUAUUACACUUUACUCUAGUGAGAUUGUUCUACUUAAAUUAUAGAAUCCGAUUGGACCGAUCAAAAGUUGUUAAAGUAGUAAUUUGAAAAAUGAUUUCCUGGAAAAUAUAUAUUCCAUUUACAAAGCUUCUAUACUUAAGUGAUUGCGAUUGCGCAAUGCCUUGUAUUCAGCCGACAUUUUACGUAGUUAUAUCGAAUUCGGUUUGUCAGUGGUAGACACUUUUCACUUUUGUACUUUACUGGACAGUACCCUCGGAAUGAUCUACUAUCAGCUUAGUGAAUAGUGCUCACUUUAGUUGAAAGUGAUUAAAAUUCUUUCUACACAUUUCAAACUAUUUCGUAUAUCGAUGUUAGCGCUUACUCUCGUUACAUUUUUUGUUACAAUCAGUGAUUAUACUGACCAUAUGAAAAGCAAAAUUUAUUGAUACCGACUUCUCCAGACCAUAAAAACAUGAGUUACUUAGCCGCAUAGUUGCAAUUAUCGUUAAAACGAAUUGUUUCAAUGAUAAACAGCAUGAAACCUGACACAAUUUUCCGUCGGACCCAUUUGGUACACACAACAUCUGAACAGUGAAAGAGAGAAGAAGAACAAGUUAAGCUUGGAAGAAUCGUGUUGAUAAUAGGAAUUGAGUUUAUGAAAGAACGAAUGACAAUGCGGAUAGAAAAGCUAAAGAAUGUAUACAUCUACACUAAUUCAACCUAUUUCGAGCCACGAAUUAAUUGCAGUUUUUUGUUUCCUUCUGAGCAAUUUUAGGUAUGUUUGUGUGUAAAUUUAAAUUCUUGGGGAAAGUCUAUAUUGUUUCGCGAAUUCAAUUUUAGAAUCAAUGAAUCUUGCGUUCUUGACAACUGAUGUUCAAGAGAAAUUCAGUAUUCUUCAUACAUGCACACACCUACAAGGUAUUGAAGUUAACCUUAAAAAACAUCGACUUAGUUUCGAGAAACCUAGAAGUAUAUUUCAAAAAGCGAUCCCCUAAGGACUAGUUGCUCCAAUGAUGAAAAUUUUCCGUUCUUAUGCCCCCCUAAUGCUACUUUUACAGUCCAUGACGCACGAUAGUAAUCUUACAAAUCACCAAUAAUUUUAAUACUGGUAUUUACUUCGAUUUCAGCUAUAUCUAAGCAAUUAUUUGGUAGAUUGUGUUUAAAUUAUAAUUGUUUUCACGUUUUCUGAUCUUUCUAGAUGGCUAAUAUGUUUGUCAUU